Messenger RNA from Sciurus carolinensis (gray squirrel), 2795 nucleotides. It is a transcript of the gene Ggps1, whose product is annotated as geranylgeranyl diphosphate synthase 1. Lineage: Eukaryota; Metazoa; Chordata; Mammalia; Rodentia; Sciuridae. Gene Ontology annotation, molecular function: prenyltransferase activity. Bases 455 to 1357 code for a protein of 300 amino acids. The transcript is spliced from 4 exons. The record is from RefSeq and is a predicted model, not a curated record. Gene Ontology annotation, biological process: isoprenoid biosynthetic process.
CCGGAUGCUGACCCGGCGCGCGGGUGACGGCCAGCGCCUGCGGGCGGGAGGAGGAGCUGCCCGAGCGGGCGGAAAGGGGCGUCUCAGUUGGCGCUCCAGGCUCCAAGUUCUCGGCCCGUCUCCGGGCCGCGGCCCUCGACGGUGUUUAAACCUGGCCUCCCGGGCCGCGUCCCUCGGAGCGGGAGGGCUGGCGUGCGCCUGAUCGCCGGGCUCUUCGUUGGUCCCGGUUUAGCAUAUCUGAAGCCAGACAUUCCCUUUAAGAAAUGCUUUGCACGAAAGUGCCAGUUCGCAGGCGCCAGCGGGUGCCCCGCUGCCGUCCAGGCCUCGCGUACCAGGUGGGCCUCGCCGCCUGCAAGCCGCGGCGUGGCCCCGACGGGACGGCGGGCGUGCACUGAGCGCCGGAGUGGGCGUGCUGCGAGGCUACAGGCGAGUUCAGCCUUGAAAUUUAAAAACAAUGGAGAAGACUCAAGAAACUGUCCAAAGAAUUCUUCUAGAACCCUACAAGUACUUACUUCAGUUACCAGGUAAACAAGUGAGAACCAAACUUUCACAGGCAUUUAAUCAUUGGCUGAAAGUUCCAGAAGACAAAUUACAGAUUAUCAUUGAAGUGACAGAAAUGUUGCAUAACGCCAGUUUACUCAUCGACGAUAUUGAAGACAACUCAAAACUCCGACGUGGCUUUCCAGUGGCACACAGCAUCUAUGGAAUUCCAUCUGUUAUCAAUUCUGCCAAUUAUGUAUAUUUCCUUGGCUUAGAGAAAGUCUUAACUCUCGAACAUCCAGACGCAGUGAAACUUUUCACCCGCCAACUCUUGGAACUCCAUCAGGGACAAGGCCUGGAUAUUUACUGGAGGGAUAAUUACACUUGUCCUACUGAAGAAGAAUACAAAGCGAUGGUGCUACAAAAGACAGGUGGACUGUUUGGAUUAGCAGUAGGUCUCAUGCAGUUGUUCUCUGACUACAAAGAAGAUUUAAAGCCAUUACUUAAUACACUUGGUCUCUUUUUUCAAAUUAGAGAUGAUUAUGCUAAUUUGCACUCCAAAGAAUAUAGUGAAAACAAAAGUUUUUGUGAAGAUCUAACAGAGGGAAAAUUCUCAUUCCCUACUAUUCAUGCUAUUUGGUCAAGGCCUGAAAGCACUCAGGUGCAGAACAUCUUGCGCCAACGAACAGAAAACAUAGAUAUUAAAAAAUAUUGUGUACAUUAUCUUGAGGAUGUAGGUUCUUUUGAAUACACUCGGAAUACUCUUAAAGAGCUUGAAUCUAAAGCCUAUAAACAAAUUGAGGCACGUGGUGGGAACCCUGAGCUAGUGGCUCUAAUAAAGCAUUUAAGUAAGAUGUUCAAAGAAGAAAAUGAAUAAUAUUAAGCCAUUCUUGAUUGGGCUAGAUAGCUUCUUUUAGUUAAUUUGCUUUUCUUUUAGCCUGUCACCUUAUCACAAAUUUGGACCAAGGUUUAGUCUUCAAAAACUGAGUACAUAGGGAUGGUCUGAGUGAAACUGUUUUAAUGUAGAAACCCCUCCAUAUAUGUAAUACAAAGCUGAAGGAAUGGAAAAGAAUCACAUUUAUAUAGGUCUAAUUUGACUGUCAGAAGUUGUGGCAGGACAUUGUGACCAGUCUGCCAUACUACCGUAAAUGUUCUAUUGAUUAUGUCAAUAAAAAGGACUAGCUUCUAGGAGUUUUUAUCUAAAUACUUACUAAGCAUACUACAUUAGCAGUUCCCAGUUCAUCUACCACACUUCCAAACUGAUGACUACUUAAGACCGAUUAACUAGCUGACCCAAAGACCACAAAUUCCUCUUUUCUCCUGCUGAAUAUAUCUCAGUAUUGUCUGAAAGUCCCCUUUCUAGAGUAUUCUAUGAAAAGACUGAACAAGCAAAAAACAGUAAAUAUUGUGUUCUCUCUCCUAUUCUCCUCCUUUUUUCCUUUCUCUGCAACCUACGUUUCUUUUUUGUUUGUUGGUUCAGACUCAGGGCCUCAAACAUGCUAGGCAAGUGCUCUAUCACUAAGCUACAUCCCCAGCCCCAUAAGUUUGAUUUUUAACAGAAGAAUCCCAUUUAAUGAAAUUCACAUGCUAAUCCAAAUUCUUUUUUUUUUCCCUUUGUAACAUUUUUGUGCCACAAUACGAUUAAUAUCUAGGUACAGAAUUGUCUUUCCAUUUGAAUUUUUUACUUCAUUUAUUUGCAGUGCUAGUGACUUACAAACUCAAGGCCUCCUACAUUGCUAAGCAAGUUCUGUAGUGCUGAGAUAUAACUCCAGCCCCCAUCUUUCCAUAUGGGAAAGAAAAAAAAUCACAUAGAGUAAAUUUUAGGAGGGAGCUUCUUAACCUGUUAUACAUCAAUCAUUGAUUGUAAAGAGCUGUUUGAGUACUUCCAGUACUAAAUGGGUAAUGCCCUUUUCUAUCCCAACCACAUCAUCACCCCAUUCCCCUUGAAGGCAAUAAGUGCUUGAAUGGAAAGAGAAUAGACACCUUUAAUCUCUGAUUAAAGGAAACAAAGUGUUGCCCUGACAGUGUGGCUGACCAGUAGUAAAGGCUUUACCAUCAAGCACUGGAUAGCUUUUUUAGAUCCCUAACCAUGACCCAGUUAUCUCUAUAGUGUCAUUUCCAGACCUGAGUCACUGGUGCAUUCUGUGGCCCAAGAGGUACGGGGCAAAAGACCUUGAUUCCUGUAUUAGAAGUGUUGACAUCCUGGGGCUGGGGAUGUGGUGCAGGGGUAGGGUGCUUGCCUAGCAUGUAUGAGUCCCUGGAUUUAAUCCCUAGCACCACCACCACCAAAAAAAAAAAAAAAAAAAAAACCAGAA